AUGGAGGAGUUCGUAGUGAGAAUCUACAACUGUAUCUUCGGACCAGCCGGGCGUCGUGCAGAGCCGUUUCUGAAUUUUCUGGCCGAUGUUGUGCAGCUGGACGUUGAACUUCACUCCGAUGCAACCUCGACUUACCUAGAAUUAUCGCUCCAAGUGUUUUGUAAGAUUAUCGAGCUGAACUCGACUGCAUUCAUUCAGGAGCCGUUGAAGCCGGUAGCGAGGCGAUUUUACGACCUCUUCAUGAUCCUUCACGCCUUGAAGACUGCUGGGUCACUAGACCUAUCACGGCAUCAUUUAGAAGUAUUACAACGCCGGCUGAAGAUUGGAGCCGCCCUACCACCUUUGCUGGGAAGCUCAAAGCCUCUACAAACCUAUAAAUCUCCUGUAACCUUUGUCACUCCGAAAGACCCGCCUGGUGGUCGCCACGACAACGAUCAUGCAGAUAUCUGCAGUGUCCAAAUUUUGCCUACUUUCCAGGAGAUAAUGAGUCCACGUUCAGAAUAUCUCCCCGGGAAACACCCGCAACAGUGGCAUAUUGGUGGUCUUGCCGGGCUCUUGGACCGAAACUUUCGGCUGCUGAGGGAAGACACCAUCGGUCAGCUUCGAGACGUUAUUCAUGCCGAGCUGAUGCCCAGCCACUUAAGACAAGUGCAGAGGAGCCAAGUUCGGACCAAUGUCUAUCAGAACGUCCAGGUGCGGGGCCUGGAUUUCGAUCGUUUGACGGGAUUACAGUUCGUCGUCCAGUUUGCACAGCCGUUGAACGUCAGGACCAUGUCGGAGGCUCACCGCAGAGAAUGGUGGGAGCUAUCGAAAAGACUACAAUCCAGUGCUCUCGUCUGCCUCACGGAUCACCAAGGAUUCGCCAUCUUUUGCACUGUCGCCGGGCCAGAGCGGCCCAGAACGGAUGGGAGGCAAGAACGGCGGCAGAGGAAGGUCUCCUCGCUGUGGAAGGAGGCGAGCGUUGUAUCUGUGACCAUGGAGCCGCGCCACAGCAACCGCGCGGUCUCGCUGAUUGAGUUUCCUGGCAUUUUAUUGCCAUCAUUCCAACCAACCUUGAAGGCACUUCAGUCAAUGAAGAAAGCUGCAGACCUUCCGAUGUCCGAAUUCCUCGCCCCAGACGAGAUGCUUACCGGCCUAGUGGAUAUGCCACCUCCUAAGUAUGCGGCAGUGCCAGGGUUUAGUUUCAACCUACGCUGUCUCAUGAACGACCAGUCAGACCUUCUCCUGAGCCCGUCGCAACCGCUUGACUUGAAGAAGCUCCAAGAGAAGUCUACCCUUGAUGAUGCGCAGGCACAAGCCCUUGUCCACACCCUUCAGCGAAAGAUAGGACUCAUUCAAGGCCCACCAGGGACGGGCAAAAGCUAUACUGGAGUCGCUCUCAUAAAGGUCCUGCUAGCCAACAAAGCAAAAGUAAAGCCACGACUUGGCCCCAUCAUAUGUGUCUGCUACACAAAUCACGCUCUCGAUCAGCUUCUAGAAGACCUAUUGGACGAUAAAAUCACGACCCAAAUUAUCCGUAUCGGCUCGCAGUCCAAGUCAGAAAGACUGCAGCCGCUCAAUCUCAGAACCGUGGCUCGGCAGAUUGACAAAACUAGGUUGGAGAAGCAGGAGCAGUGGAAGCUACAAAUGAACUUCGACGAAUACGAAAACAGUUUCGAUGCACUCAGACUAGAUGCAAUAGGCACCGAUCGAAGCUUAGAAUUCCAUCUAAAGCGAAACCAUCCUCGCCACUUUAGCCAACUGUUCGACAAGGACGAGGAUGGUUUCGAGAAGGUUACUGGCCGGCGCCGUCAACACCUUCUACAGACGUGGCUCAGAUCUGGUCCAGCAACUAAGGGGCAGCAGCGUGCGGUGAACGACCUUCUGGAGGUCCCUGUGGACAACAUGACGUCCAAGGAACGCAGGAUCCUAUACGAACAUUGGAUCAGGGAAAGUAGAGAAGAACUUCAUACUCAAGCUCACUCGAUCUUGACUUCGCACCAGGAAAACAAAGCAUCCUAUGACAAGAUCCGAGACGAGCUAGAUCUGCGAUGCUUGCGCAAUGCUGAUGUUAUAGGAGUCACGACGACUGGCUUAGCCCGCAAUCUUAAUAUGCUGCGCAGACUACAAUCGAAAGUGAUCAUGUGUGAGGAGGCUGGUGAGGUCCUAGAAGCUCAUUUGCUCACCUCACUUUUGCCAUCGGCCGAGCAUGUCAUUCUAAUCGGAGAUCAUCAGCAGCUUCGGCCUCAAAUCCAGAACUACGGACUUUCUCGAGAGAACAGAGCAGGACAGCAAUACUCCUUGGAUCGCUCCCUGUUUGAACGACUUGUCGAACCGGAUGAUGACGCUGGCAUAAGGCUUCCAUUCUCUACACUGGAAACACAACGACGAAUGCAUCCCUCAAUCGCACAGCUGGUCCGAGACACAUUGUACCCUCGCUUACAAGAUGCACCUUCAGUUAGCCUGUAUCCCGAAGUUGCAGGGAUGAGAAAGAGGCUUUUCUGGCUUGACCACCGACGGCCUGAAGGCAACUCUUCGGUCCAGGAUGCCAUGGCAACAUCUCACUGGAAUGAUCACGAGAUUGAAUUGACACUGGCCCUGGUGAAUCACCUGCUCCGUCAAGGAGAAUACCAAGCCGGUGACAUAGCUGUUCUGACUCCAUAUCUUGGUCAGCUUCAUCGAAUGAGGCGUAAACUGAGCCAAGCGUUCACGAUCACCUUGGGAGAAAGAGACCAGGACGACCUCGACAAGGCAGGCUUCACAGAAGACGAAAGACCGACGACACCGAGCGCAGUGUCCAGAUCAACUCUCCUGCAAGCACUGAGAGUCGCGACUAUUGACAAUUUCCAGGGUGAGGAGGCAAAGGUGGUGGUGAUCUCUCUGGUUAGAAGCAACGAUCAAAAUCGAUGUGGCUUCCUCCGCACGCCAAAUCGCAUCAAUGUUUUGCUUUCACGCGCACAGCAUGGAAUGUAUAUCAUCGGUAACUCGGAAACCUCAAGGGGUGUGGAUAUGUGGCAUAAGGUCCUUAACAUCUUCGAAGGACAUGAUAAUUUUGGCACAAGCUUAGAGCUCAAGUGCCCCCGCCACCCUUCUACGCCUAUCACUGUAUCACAGCCGGACGACUUCGUGCAAUUUUCGCCUGAAGGAGGUUGCAGUCUGCGAUGCGGCAAGCGUUUACAGUUCAAGGGCCACCUGACCAUCAAAUCCGAUUGA
Messenger RNA from Aspergillus oryzae RIB40, 3192 nucleotides. RefSeq names its product putative NF-X1 finger and helicase domain protein. Gene Ontology annotation, molecular function: helicase activity. The coding region runs from base 1 to 3192 and encodes 1063 amino acids. NCBI's taxonomy places the organism in Eukaryota, Fungi, Ascomycota, Eurotiomycetes, Eurotiales, Aspergillaceae. The transcript is spliced from 3 exons. Gene Ontology annotation, cellular component: nuclear RNA-directed RNA polymerase complex. The record is from RefSeq and is a predicted model, not a curated record. Gene Ontology annotation, biological process: regulatory ncRNA-mediated heterochromatin formation.